Molecule: messenger RNA, 1854 nt
Organism: Stylophora pistillata
Lineage: Eukaryota; Metazoa; Cnidaria; Anthozoa; Scleractinia; Pocilloporidae
Product: RNA-directed DNA polymerase from mobile element jockey
Biological process (GO): cell adhesion involved in heart morphogenesis; larval heart development
Cellular component (GO): extracellular matrix
Molecular function (GO): catalytic activity
Source: RefSeq, a predicted model, not a curated record
AUGGCGGACGGUCACGUUUUUAGAGCUCUUAGAUACUGGAUCAUUCUGCUUUAUUUCUACGUUUGUUUCUCUGGUACACUCCUUCCCAAGACUAAUCCUGACCUCGAUAUAUCUGCUGAUACUCUUCUCUUCAUUUCUCACGGUCUGACGACAGUGAAAAUUCAACAUUUUAACCAUCAGUCACCGAGCUCGCAACAUGCAAAGAAUCUCCAGCUGCCGAAUUCAAGACUUCUACUCCUUGGAUGCCGUUUUACGAUUAAUUCCUCUCUUUCCUUACUACUUAUUCGUCUCGCAAAUGAUGUUGAACUUCAACCUGGUCCUGUUGGCUCCUCUAGUUCACGUGACAUUCUGUCUGAUCUUCGGGAUUUGUCAACGAAAAAUGGGCUUAAAAUUAUUCAUCAAAAUAUCAGAGGCCUCGUGGCGAAUAAGGAUAGUCUAUGCCAAAUGAUCGAUGAUUCCAAGCAUAUAGACAUCAUAUCCCUCAGUGAGACUCAUCUAUCGGACAGUGAAGAGGCUCAAGUUCAACUGGAUGGCUAUACGUUCAUUAAUAGACCGAGGAAAACAGGCAAAGGUGGAGCGUUUGUCGCUCAUUCACGAAUCAGCAAUGAAAGGGAGUGUCAGACAGGUAAAAAGAGUCUUAAAGCUUGGAGAACUGAAGACAUCAACAAGCCGUCCCCAUUUCGAGAUGAUGGAGAUGCCACGCCCAUUUUGAUUGCGGCAGCAUCGAACUCGUGUGAAGUUGUACGAGUUUUGUCUGAAAACGGUGCAAACGUUGAUGGCAAGGAUAGGAGUAGGAGAGGAGUUCUUCACUAUGCGGCCAUGGGAGGAAGUAAAGAAACCGUCUUGUACUUACUUCGUUUGGGUGUUGCUGUCGACAGUAAGUCAACAUGGGGUAGGAGUGCGUUACACAUGGCCGCUGUGAAGGGUCAUGCAGGCAUUUUAGCCAUUCUCAUUCAAAAUGGAGCUGAUCUCCAUGCAUGUACAGGAUUUGGUGACACUGCUCUCUUGCUUGCUGCAGAAGAAGGACGUCUAGAAUGCGUUAAGAUACUAGUGCAAAAUGGAAGCAGCGUAAAUUUGUCAAACAUGGCUUGUUAUGCUCCUCUUCAUAAUGCAGCUAAAGAAGGCAACAUGGAAGUUGUCUCUUACCUGCUAAAAAGAGGAAGUCAUGUAAAUGCCAUGUCCGCUAAAAGAGAAACGCCACUGAGCCUAGCAGUGCGAAAAAUUAACAACAAAGAAAUUGUUGCAAUGUUACUUUCAAGUGGAGGCAGCGUAAAUUUGACCGAUCGAUACGGAAGGACCCCACUUCACUACUCGACAGAGAAAGAAAUUGCAGAACUUUUACUUAACAAUGGUGCAGAACUUCAUGUUCGUGACUAUGAGGGCAAAACGCCACUGUUCUUAGCAGCUCUUGAUGGCUAUGAAGAGGUUGUUGAGUUCCUCAUUAAAAGAGGAAGUGAUGUCAAUAAGUGUAGUGAUUCUGGUGAUACACCACUCCAUGAAGCGGCACUUAGGGGCCACACCAAUAUUGCACAAAUAUUGUUGCAACAUGGGACUAACAUCAAUGCAAGGAGAGUGACAGGGGAGACUCCUUUGUUUCUUGCCGCCAUAGCCUGCAAGGAUAAAAUGAAACAACUCUUAAUUUCCCAUGGUGCUGAUAUAAACAUUUCAACUUUAGGACCCUUCAGAGGAUAAUAAUCUCUGAGACACACUGCUUUUGAAAUAAUGACAGGAACAUUUGAUUGUCUUUUAACAAGAGUCCUUUACUUUAAGAGUUACUUUAGAAUCCAACAUUUCUCCCAUACUUAGUGGGAUUUCCUACGGUUCUGACAAGUAAAAUUUGUUUAUCAAACAAGA